Schistosoma spindalis is the source of this 3109-nucleotide messenger RNA. The record is from the annotation of a GenBank genome assembly. Lineage: Eukaryota; Metazoa; Platyhelminthes; Trematoda; Strigeidida; Schistosomatidae.
UUUUUUUCACUUUUUUAAUUCAAGUUUUAAUUCAUCAAACUUCUUUUUUUUUUCGUCGUUUGUUUUUCUUUUUAUUCCAAAAUAAGUUUUCAAUAGUCAAUGAAAAAAAACAUCAAUAUAUUGAUGAAUUAAUCAAGAGAAUAUGUUUGUACCACGUUCAGAAAGUAUUACAUUGAAUGAAUUUCUAUCUUUACCUCCUUCUGAUAUAAGUACCAUACCAUUACAAUUAACAAUUUAUAAUAAUAAUAAUAAUGAUAAUAAUAAUAAUAAUAAUAACACUCCAAUUGAACAAAAGUUUAAUCAUAAACAAAAUAUAUCACAAUCAAUGAAUUAUCCUACAUUCAUGAAUUAUUCAUCAAUAAAACAAUCAAUGAAUAAAGAAGAAAUUAAUUCUAUUUCAAAAGAAAUCAUAAAUCCAUCUAUUAUAACACAAACUAAAUUAAAUGUUUUCAAUAAACAACCAUUAAAACGAUCAAAUACAGUUAGUGUAACCGAUAUAACUAAAACUAGAAAUGAGAAAUUCAAUAAUAAUAAUAAUAAUAAUCAUAUAUCAAUUGAUAAUUUAAUAAAAUCUAUUAAACAACCAAAAAAAAAUUUACCUAUCCAAUAUAAUCAAUUAAUAAAUACAUUAAAUGAUACGGUGAUUGAUAAUGAUUAUUUAAUUCAAAAAUUACAUCAACAACGAUUAUUUCAACGAGCUCAAAGUGAACAUCCUAUCCGCGGUAGUAGUAGUAGUAGCAGUAGUAAUAAUAAUAAUAAUAAUGAUAAUAGUGAUAAUAAUAAUGUUCCAAACAGUCAUAGUGUGAGUUUACCAUCUCAUACUUGGAAUAAUAAUAAUAAUAAUAAUAAUAAUAAUAAUAAUAAUAAUACUUCAUCUACAUUUCGUUCGAUAUUUUCACAACGUGGAUAUAAUUUUGGCCGAUCAUUUUGGCAACAAAAUUUUACAUCUGAUCAAAAUGAUCUAAAAUCAUCAUUAGAUGAUAGUAUAAUUAUGGAUACUAAGGGACUGGCUUUACUUAGAAACAGUAUUUAUAAUGAUCAUUGUGUGAAAAAUUAUGUAUACAAACAUCUACAAAAGAAGGGCUACUUUUAUCUAAAUCACUUUGCUUUAUAUUUAAUUACUUCAACGACAGCAGUAACGUCAUCAACGUCGGCAACGAUAUCUUCAACAGGAACACCAACACAUUUUAAUAAACCAUCUUCUGACCAAUACAUUUCUAAAGUGAUAUGGAGUGAAAAAUUUGUGGAGGAAUUCUUAAAGAAAUCUUUAUUAACGACUUCAGCAAACAAUGUGGUGCAUACUCAAAAUGAACCAGUCUAUUUAUCCAGCAGUUUUUCAGGUACAACUCUGGUUCAAUGGUUUUGCCGACAUAUCAUUAAAUCUGGAUGUCCUUGGAGUCAUGGUCUAAUUUCAGUUGUAUGUCAACUUUGUAACUGUCUUUUACAAUUGGGUGUUCUUAGACGUGAUCUAAAGUCAAAAACAGUCAACUCCACAUCGACAGAUAAUAAAUCAUUUCGCAUACAUAACAUUAAUUCAUACAGAAGUUCCUCGAACUCUACUACAGAGAUAUUUGAGCUUAAUAUGGAUUAUGUAUGGAGUGGUUAUAAUGUACAAGAAAAUAUAACUGUUAACAAUAGUUCAAUUAAUGCAAAUAAUACUCAGCCAUCAUUAAUUCAAGAACAACAACAACAAAUUGAUGAAUAUAAACAAUUUCAAAUGACCAUUUAUAAUCAUUUAAUAAAUCUUCAUAAAGAAUUUCAAUAUGAAUUAGAUCGAGUAACAAGAGAACAUGAAUUACAAUUAUUUAAGGUAAAAAAUCAAGGUGUUAUGAAAGUAUGUCAAUUAACUGAUAGAAUUGAAGCAUUAGAAAAUCAAGUUGAAAAAUAUCGUAUACUUGCCGGUAUAGAACAAUUAAAUCAAUCAACUAUAAUCAAUAAAAAUAAUUCAUUACAUAAUUGUUAUUCUUCAUUAUUUACUCAUAAAAAUCGAUUAUCUAAAGUAAAAUUUAAUUUACCAAAUGAAAAUUUAUUAAAUCAAUUACCUAGAAGAACAAGAGCAUACAGUGAAACAAUUGAUAUGAAUAAUAUUAAUGAUAAUAAUAAUAAUAAUAAUAAUAAUAAUAAUAAUAAUUAUAAUAAACCUGAUUAUAUAAAAUCAAGUAUGAUACAUAUUUUAAAUGAUAUAGAACAGUUAUUAUCACCAACGUAUCAACAACAACAACAACAACAACAAUUGGAUCAACAACAGAAACAACAACAACAACAAGAACAUCAAUUUGAUCAUCAUCAUCAUCAGCAGCAACAGCAGCAGCAGCAACAACAACAACAACAACAACGAUCUCAAUAUUCCAGAUCCAAUUCAAUGAAGCUAUACAAAUCUCAUGAAUUAUCUCUUUUAAAAAAUUCUAAACAAAAAUGUGAAUCUUUUAAUAUUCAAGAAAAUGAAAAUUCAUAUAAUAAUAGAAAUCGUAUAGAUUUAAAUUAUCAUUCAUUUAAUAAUGAUACUAUUAAUAAUGGUAAUAAUAAGAUUAUAGAAGAUAAUGCAAAUAAGAUGAAUAGUUUAUCCAAACUCAACCAUGAUAAUAUACAUCCAUAUGAAAAUUCAAUGAAUACAACAUUAGCAACUAAUAAAAAUAAUAGUGAAAUUCAUCAAAAAAUAAAUUUGAGAAAUUUCACACCUAGAUUUUUAUCAGUACCACCAUAUUCAAAAUUUAAUAUAAAUCAAACUACUUCUAUAUUAUCGAAUAAUCAAUCGAUUCUUGGAAUUCUAGCCAAUUAUGAUGCAAACAAUAAAUAUAAUACUCUUAAAAUAUCUAGGAAAGAAGAUCACUGUUGAACAACAACAACAACAACAACAACAACAACAACAAUGAUAAUUAAAUGCGUGAAAGAUGUCAAAGGAAUUGAUAAAAACAGGAAAAAUAACAUAACUAAAGAAAUUGAUUUUUAACUCUAUAUUGGAAUGAUACAUUUAUUGGUACUUCAAUAUUUACAUAUUAAAACUUCAACUAUCUGGUAAACGUUCCAAUGGUUGUUGUAUCGAUUACAUUAGAACAACUGAGGUAAUAAUUAAUUAAUUUUCAAUAGUAAUAAUAAUAAUAAUAAUAAU